AUUUUCGCCAAACACGUGUUUCCCUGGGACGAUAGUGAACGGUGCACAUUUGCUCCGCCAAGCCACAGAACAAAACGUCUCAUUUAAGAGUUGCUGGUGUAACAUUUGGAACAAAUAUAUUUGACUCCUCUUUAGUGCAAGCGGCUAAUGAGAUGAACGGUCGUCGAGAAAAACGUCCCCUUCAGCAGCAAGGUGGGAACUUCUCUUUGAGGCAGGAGGAUCCACAGUCCCCCCACUUCAAGGAGGAAGAGGAGGAGCUCUGGAUCACUCAGGAGGAAGAGUGUCUUCUAGGGCAGGAGGAGGCUGAUCUCGCCAGGUUUCCACUGACUGUUGUCUCUGUGAAGAUUGAAGAGCAUGAAGACAAAUCACCUGAGUCCUCACAGCUUCAUCACAGUCCAACAGAUGUGUGUGUAGAACAUCUCCCUGAACAACCGGAGUGGAGCUUCAGGAUGAUGAAAGAGGAGCCGCAGCCCUCCCACGUUAAAGAGGAAGGUGAGGCGCCACGGACCCCUCGCUUCAAAAAGGAGAUGGAGGAACACAGCAUCAGUCGGGAGGGAGAGCAGCUUAAAUGGUUGGAGGAGUUCCCAGUGAUUGGUGUGAUUGUGAAGAGUGAAGAUGAUGAGGUCAGUAGUGAAAGUGAGGAGCAGAAUGAGGCGGAGCCUUCGAGCAGCAGCUCAAGUCAACACAUGACAACAGCAGCUGAUGGAGACCACUGUGGAGGAUCACAAGCAGGCAAGCUCUUAGCUCCACUAUCAGAUAGUGAGGACACAACGUCACACUCUCCUGACACUGAUGAUGAAGACUCUAAAGAUGAUAAGACAUGUCACACUGACAACACACACCUGACGUGUUCUCUCUGCGACAAAACCUUUAAAUACCCUUGUUAUCUGAAGGUACACAUGAGAACACACACUGGCGAAAAACCCUUUUCCUGCGUAGUCUGCGGUAACGGAUUUGCACGGAAAAACGUGUUGAAAGAACACAUGAGAACGCACACCGGAGAAAAGCAUUUCUUCUGCUCAAUCUGUGGUAAAGAUUUUGGACGAAGACAACAUUUGAAAAUACACAUGCAAAUACACACCGGCGAAAAACCAUAUUGCUGUUCGUGCUGUGACAAAAGCUUCAGUGACAGGUCAUCACUUGGAUUGCACAUGAGGAUACACAGCGGAGAAAAACCUUUUUGCUGCUCAGUCUGCGGUAAAGAUUUUGCACAGAAUGGUAAUUUGAAAAAACACAUGAGAACGCACACCGGUGAAAAACCGUUUUCCUGUGUGUUCUGCGAGAAAAGCUUUGGCGACCAAUCAGCGCUUGCUAAACACACGAGAACGCACACUGGUAAAAAACCUGAUUCUGUUAAUUUUGCAAUAAAAGUCUCGCACCAAGUCGACUUUUGAGAAAGAAAAACAGAGCACACACAGGAGAGAAAGUGUUGCGUCGCAGCGUGUGUGGUGAAAGAUUCUCUUAUACUAGUUGAUCAGACUAUGUCUUACGGAAAAAAAUCUCCAUCUAGCAAACAAAACAAUAACAAUAUACUUUAUUCAUUAAAGGCCUACUGAAAUGAGAUUUUCUCAUUUAAAACUGGGAUAGCAGGUCCAUUCUAUGUGUCAUACUUGAUCAUUUCGCGAUAUUGCCUUAUCUUUUCUGAAAUAAUUUAGUAGAGAACAUUGAUGAAAAAGUUUGCAACUUUUGGUCGCUCAUAAAAAAGCCUUGCCUGUACCGGAAGUAGCAGACGAUUUGUGCGUGACGUCACUGGUUGUAGAGCUCCUCACUUCCACACAUUGUUUACAAUCAUGGCCACCAGCAGCGAGAGCGAUUCGGACCGAGAAAGCAACAAUUUCCCCAUUAAUUUGAGCGAGGAUGAAAGAUUUGUGGAUGAGGAUAGUGAGAGUGAAGGACUAGAAGAUAAACCUGAUUCUGUUAAUUUUGCAAUAAAAGUUUCGCACCAAGUCGACUUUUGAGAGAAAAAAACUGAGCACACACAGGAGAGAAAGUGUUGCGUCGCAGCGGGUGUGGUGAAAGAUUCUCUUAUACUAUUAGAUCAGACUAUGUCUUACGGAAAAAACUCCAUCGAGGCAAACAUAACAAUAACAAUAUACUUUAUUCAUUAAAGGCCUACUGAAAUGAGAUUUUCUCAUUUAAAACAAGGAUAGCAGGUCCAUUCUACGUGUCAUACUUGAUCAUUUCGCGAUAUUGACAUAUUUUUUCUGAAAGGAUUUAGUAGAGAACAUUGAUGAAAAAGUUUGCAACUUUUGGUUGCUAAUAAAAAAGCCUUGCCUUUACCGGAAGUAGCAGACAAUGUGUGCGUGACGUCACUGGUUGUAGAGCUCCUCACAUCCACACAUUGUUUACAAUCAUGGCCACCAGCAGCGAGAGCGAUUCGGGCCGAGAAAGCGACAAUUUCCCCAUUAAUUUGAGCGAGGAUGAAAGAUUCGUGGAUGAGGAUAGUGAGAGUGAAGGACUAGAAGAAAAGCCUGAUUCUCUUAAUUUUGCAAUAAAAGUUUCGCAUCAAGUCGACUUUUGAGAAAAAAAAACAGAGCACACACAGGAGAGAAAGUGUUGCGUCGCAGCGUGUGUGGUGAAAGAUUAUCUUAUGCUAGUUGACCAGACUAUGUCUUACGGAAAAAAUCUCCAUCUAGCAAACAAAACAAUAACAAUAUACUUUAUUCAUUAAAGGCCUACUGAAAUGAGAUUUUCUUAUUCAAACAGGGAUAGCAGGUCCAUUCUAUGUGUCAUACUUGAUCAUUUCGCGAUAUUGCCAUAUUUUUGCUGAAAGGAUUUAGUAGAGAACAUCGACGAUAAAGUUCGCAACUUUUGGUCGCUAAUAAAAACGCCUUGCCUUUCCCGGAAGUAGCAGACGAUGUGCGCGUGACGUCACUGGUUGUAGAGCUCCUCACAUCCACACAUUGUUUACAAUCAUGGCCACCAGUAGCAAGAGCGAUUCGGGACGAGAAAGCGACAAUUUCCCCAUUAAUUUGAGCGAGGAUGAAAGAUUCGUGGAUGAGGAUAGUGAGAGUGAAGGACUAGAAGAAAAGCCUGAUUCUGUUAAUUUUGCAAUAAAAGUUUCGCACCAAGUCGACUUUUGAGAAAGAAAAACAGAGCACACACAGGAGAGAAAGUGUUGCGUCGCAGCGUGUGUGGUGAAAGAUUCUCUUAUGCUAUUUGAUCAGACUAUGUCUUACGGAAAAAACUCCAUCCAGGCAAACAUAACAAUAACAAUAUACUUUAUUCAUUAAAGGCCUACUGAAAUGAGAUUUUCUCAUUUAAAACAAGGAUAGCAGGUCCAUUCUACGUGUCAUACUUGAUCAUUUCGCGAUAUUGCCAUAUUUUUUCUGAAAGGAUUUAGUAGAGAACAUUGAUGAAAAAGUUUGCAACUUUUGGUUGCUAAUAAAAAAGCCUUGCCUUUACCGGAAGUAGCAGACGAUUUGCGCGUGACGUCACUGGUUGUAGAGCUCCUCACUGUACCAUGAAUUGAUUAAUGUGGACCCCGACUUAAACAAGUUGAAAAACUUAUUGGGGUGUUACCAUUUAGUGGUCAAUUGUACGGAAUAUAUACUGAACUGUGCAAUCUACUAAUAAAAGUAUCAAUCAAUCAAAAACAUCCACACAUUGUUUACAAUCAUGGCCACCAGCAGCGAGAGCGAUUCGGACCGAGAAAGCAACAAUUUCCCCAUUAAUUUGAGCGAGGCUGAAAGAUUCGUGGAUGAGGAUAGUGAGAGUGAAGGACUAGAAGAAGAAAAGAAAAAAAGACGGCGGCAGUGGGAGCAAUCCAGAUAUUAAACACAUUUACUAGGAUAAUUCUGGAUAAUCCCUUAUCUGCUUAUUGUGUUACUAGUGUUUUAGUGAGACUAUAUAUAGUCAUACCUGAAAGUCGGAGGGAUGUGGUGACCGCCAGUGUCUCUGAGGGAAGCCACGGAGGAGCCAAGAAAGUCGCAGCUGCCUCUUUGACAGCUGCAGGAGGAACGACACAAGCUCCGCUCAUGUUUACGGUAAGAGCCGACUUACUACCACAAUUUUCUCACCAAAACCUGCCGGUUGACAUGUGGUAGAGAACCAUGUUCGCUUGACCACUCUGUUCCAUAUUAAAGUUACACAACAAACAAAGACACAUGUUUGUGUUGCUACGGCCGGCUACAAUACACCGCUUUCCACCAA
This is a messenger RNA of Nerophis ophidion (straightnose pipefish), 4152 nucleotides long. RefSeq names its product zinc finger and SCAN domain-containing protein 2-like. Gene Ontology annotation, cellular component: nucleus. Lineage: Eukaryota; Metazoa; Chordata; Actinopteri; Syngnathiformes; Syngnathidae. Bases 153 to 1394 code for a protein of 413 amino acids. The record is from RefSeq and is a predicted model, not a curated record. The transcript has 3 exons.